Phyllopteryx taeniolatus (common seadragon) is the source of this 2010-nucleotide messenger RNA. It is a transcript of the gene rtca, whose product is annotated as RNA 3'-terminal phosphate cyclase. Lineage: Eukaryota; Metazoa; Chordata; Actinopteri; Syngnathiformes; Syngnathidae. The coding region runs from base 874 to 1857 and encodes 327 amino acids. Gene Ontology annotation, biological process: RNA processing. The transcript is spliced from 11 exons. The record is from RefSeq and is a predicted model, not a curated record. Gene Ontology annotation, molecular function: RNA-3'-phosphate cyclase activity. Gene Ontology annotation, cellular component: nucleus.
UACAAGAGGACUAGCUGCCUGACUGGCACGUUAGCAGCCGGUCUCUUCUGUUAUCUUGCUGCGUUCUUCAUCGACGUUUCUCUCCCGCUCCUCCUCCCUUGCUUCCUUCCUUGUUUCUUUCCCUGCUUCCCUUCCUUCUUUUCUUGUUUCUUUCCUUGCUUCACUCCUUUCCUUGUUUUUCUUUCCUUCUUGUUUCCUUCCUUCAUUCCUUGCUUCCUUCGUUUGUUCCUUGCUUGCUUCAUUCCUUCUUGUUUCUUACCCUGCUUCACUCCUCGUUCCUGGCUUCCUUCCUUCUUGUUUCUUUCCCUUCUUUCCUUUUCUUUCCUUGCUUCCUUCGUUUGUUCUUUGAUUGCUUCCUUGCUUGUUUGUUUCCCUGCUUCCCUCCCUCCUUUUCUUGUUUCUUUACCUGCUUCACUCCUUUUUCUGCUUUGCUUCUUGUUUCCUUCCUUCAUUCCUUGCUUCCUUCGUUUGUUCCUUGCUUGCUUCAUUCCUUGUUUCUUACCCUGCUUCACUCCUCGUUCCCUGCUUCCUUCCUUCCUUGUUUCUUUCCCUACUUCCCUUCCUUCUUUUCUUGUUUCUUUACCUGCUUCACUCCUUUUUUUUGCUUUCCUUCUUGUUUCCUUCCUUCAUUCCUUGCUUGCUUCGUUUGUUCCUUGCUUGCUUCAUUCCUUGUUUCUUACCCUGCUUCACUCCUCGUUCCUGGCUUGCUUCCUUCUUGUUUCUUUCCCUUCUUUCCCUUUCUUUCUUGGUUCUUACCUUGCUUCACGCCUCUCUUUCCUGCUUUCUUCCAUUGCUUCCUUCGCUCGCUCCCAGGGCGGCCAAAUCGUGCGAGUGGCGGCGGCGCUGAGCUGCAUCAGCGGCUCGCCCGUCACGAUGUGCAAGGUGCGAGCGGGCAGGAGCAGUCCAGGACUCAGGCCUCAGCACCUGAGCGGCCUUCAGCUGGUUUCCGACAUGUGUGCCGGCGUCCUGCAGGGCGGCGCUGUCGGCUCCACCGACGUCAGCCUGACUCCGGGAAAGAUUCGAGCUGGAAACUAUACAGCGGACACGCACACAGCAGGGAGUGUGUGUCUGUUACUGCAGGUGGCGCUGCCGUGUGCGCUCUACGCAGACGACGUCUCAAACUUGAGCCUCAGAGGAGGAACCAACGCGGAAAUGGCGCCACAAAUAGACUACACUGUCAACGUCUUCAUACCCAUCGUGAAAAAGUUUGGAGUCCAUUUUGACUGUGACAUCAAAAUGAGAGGUUUUUACCCAAAGGGUGGCGGCGAGGUGUGUGCGGCGGUGCGCGCGGUCAAAGAGUUGCAGGCGGUCACCAUGUUGGAGAGAGGCAACAUCUCAAAGAUUCACGGAAGAGCGUACGUGGCCGGGGUUCUGCCUUUCAAGCUGGCCAAGGACAUGUCGGCGGCCGCCGUGCGAACCAUCCGCAGAGAAAUCAAGGAUCUGUACAUCAACAUCCAAGCGGUGCAGGAAAAGGAGAAAGCGUGCGGCAAUGGAAACGGAAUCAUAAUCAUCGCAGAGUCGUCCACAGGAUGUUUGUUUGCGGGCUCUGCUCUGGGCAAGAGAGGCGUGUACGCUGACAAAAUUGGCAUCGAAGCGGCAGAGAUGCUGCUAAGAAACAUUCGUCACAACGGCUGCGUGGAUGAAUUCCUCCAGGACCAGCUGAUCGUCUUCAUGGCCCUAGCGAAGGGGACGUCUCGGAUCCGAACGGGGGCCGUCACCCUCCACACGCAGACCGCCAUCCACGUAGCCCAGCAGAUGACUCAGGCAAAGUUCACGAUAACAAAAUGUGAGGACGAGCUCAACGUCACCUACAUCAUCGAAUGUCAGGGGUCAGGGGUCAGCAACCCAAACAUGUAGCCCCUCCUGCUCAGCUUUUGGCCAUCCGGGGGCCCGAAACACACCUAACCACAGUCAACUCGCCCCGUCGUGAUGGUUGACACGCGAUUCCAAUGUGAACUGAGCGAGCGGCGACUGCGCCUUCGAUAGUUGGUUACAUUUUCUUGUUUUGCA